AUGGAUCGUGCUCAUAUGAGAUCCCUUCAGAAGACUCUUGACAGUGAAUGGAACCUUGCAUGGGAUCUCUUGGAUAGUCCUGUUACCCUUCAUUCUUCCCUUGUUGAUGAUCUGCAUUGCACAUACCUUGAAAUACUUUGUGAUGUUUCUUUGGAUUUUGGCAAGCAUGAUUUUGAAGUUGAUGUUGGACAACAUAUAUGUGAUUGGUAUGGAAAAGAAAUAGAACCUUACAUAUCUCAGAGAAAAGAAGUACCCAUUGAUUCCAUCAGUACAUUAGUGCAAGAGUUAGUUUUCCUUUUCAUAGCUACUUUCCAGGAAGAUUCUACUCCUGCAUGGGAUACACUUCUGAGCACCUUAAAAUAUACUGUAGCCUUAUCAGAAAAGUUAAAAGAUUAUCCACAGAUUCAACAUUAUAUUAGAAGAACACAGUAUCAUGUGUCUAUUGCUCAAGGAAGAUUAUCAGGUUUAAACAUUCUGGAAACUCUGCAUGACAUCUUUCCACGGCUUGUUCCAGCAUCAACCAAAGACGAGAGGUCUCAAGGAAGACUUAAGAAGGUGAGAGAAGAGAUUCCGGUUUCUAUUCAAGAUGUUGGAGAUACAGACCCAUUUACAGAGUCUUGCUACAAAUCCAUAGAACAUUCUAAGGAACUGAAAAAAGAACAUGAGAUUUUACAAAUAGAUGUUAAUGAAAAUGAAGCAUCUUUCAACAAAACCUUCCCAGAAUUGAUGCAGGACAUCAAAGAAUUGGAACCUAUCUGUCAAUCUCAACAAAAUACUGCAUUAUGCACCUUGGAUUUGAAAGUUUCUAACUUUUUUCAGGUGGUCAUGACUACCACUGCUAUUGCUGCUAUGAUGGAUUUCCCCUUUACAUUUGUGGGGGCAAUUACACAGUUGUCAGCCAUGGGCAUGAUGGCUGUGUUCUAUUGGGAAUUGUACCAUUUUUGGCACCAUUCUCAUACGCCAACUCAAGAGGUUGUUUUGACCUCAGCUCAAUCAACUACAAAACUACCUUUUGAAGAUUCAGCUCUGAAAGAGAAAACCCAAAUUCAUUCUGUUGCAAAAGAUUCAAAAGGAUCUUUAGGUACACAAUCAGUCAUAGAAAGAAGAUGCAAGAAACAAUCUGCUACACAAGAUUUAAAAGACCCAUCCUUUGCACACUCGGCUAGAGAAGUGAAGGGCCAAACUCAAUCUGUUGCACAAAAUUUGAAAGACCCAUCUUUUGCACAGUCAGCUAGAGAAGGGAAAGGCCAUACUCAGUCUUUUGCACAAGAUUCAAAAGAACAAUCUUUUGCACAAUCGGCUACAGAAGGAGAAAGAAAAGCACAAUCUGAUUCACAAGAAUUGAAAGAAACAUUUUUAGAGCAUUCAACUAUGGAAAAAAAAUGCAAUUCACAAUGUGCUGCACAAGUGCCCACUCUUCCAAAAACUGGCCAAGAAGUUGUAGUGUAUUUCAAUUCACAAACAGAAGCAGAGAGCAAAAUACAGUUUUUCUACCUUGUUCCAUCACCAAAGAAACAGUAUAAUCCAUAUGAUUUAGCUGUUGUGCCAAAAAGUAAAGUUACAAAAGACCACUACAUUUUCUCAAAGUCUGCAGUAUUACAUGUUCAAAGUGAUGGAUCUUCAGAAAGCAUUUCCUUAGAAGAUUGGUCACGAGAAGCCAAACUGUUUGAAAGAUUAUCUGUUUUGCCAUCAUUUAAAAACUUCUUGCUCAGAAAGGCUUUCUUCCGAUGGAAAGAAAAUACCUUGUUACUUCAGUACAAUUCUACUCGACAGCUCUUAAGUGAGAGACUCUUACCUUUUGAUCCAGCUUUUAAAGGAACAUGGAUCAGAAUAAUGAGGAUUAUUUCCAGAAUCUCAGCCAUUGAACUUUUCCCUUGGGAGCCAACAGUGCAAUAUCUGCAGGAAUUUAGAGAUGGUUUAACAGAUCGAGCUCUUGCUGCCAAGCCCAUACUUGACAUGUGUUUGACAGAAGUUGAUUUAGAACUUGUCAGUGUUAGAAGGCAGAUUUUAUCCAAUUAUAACGUCUGGAAGAAAGCUGUUCGUUUGAGAACUAAAGCCCACAGCAAACUUCCAAUUGUUCAGUCUAAGCAAGAACAAGCAUACAGAAAACAACAGUUUCAGAAAGCCUUAAAUACAACACGAAAUCUUGGGACUUUUCAUACAUUUGUUAUUGAGCUUUUUACUUCUCACCUACUGCAUCUAGUCUACUACAACCUUCAGCGUUUUUUGGUUGCUUUAAAGGACUCUACACUGGCUUUCAAAAUGUCUCUUGUUAUUCAAGGUGCUUAA
Molecule: messenger RNA, 2289 nt
Organism: Limulus polyphemus (Atlantic horseshoe crab)
Lineage: Eukaryota; Metazoa; Arthropoda; Merostomata; Xiphosura; Limulidae
Exons: 18
Coding region: 1-2289 (762 amino acids)
Source: RefSeq, a predicted model, not a curated record